This is a messenger RNA of Hyla sarda, 3218 nucleotides long. It is a transcript of the gene LRRC24, whose product is annotated as leucine rich repeat containing 24. The coding region runs from base 755 to 2377 and encodes 540 amino acids. The transcript has 6 exons. The record is from RefSeq and is a predicted model, not a curated record. Gene Ontology annotation, molecular function: protein binding. NCBI's taxonomy places the organism in Eukaryota, Metazoa, Chordata, Amphibia, Anura, Hylidae.
UGAUGAGGAUGAUCGUUGAUGCGGGUAAUCGGUGAUGCUGGUGAUCGGUGAUGCUGAUGAUCGGUGAUGCGGCUGAUCGGUGAUGCUGGUGAUCGGUGAUGCUGAUGAUCGGUGAUGCGGGUGAUCGGUGAUGCGGCUGAUCGGUGAUGCUGUGUACGGAUGGUAUCGGGGCUGGGCCGGUGACUGAUCGGUGAGAUCCCCGGUGUCGGUGCCGUUCGGUCCGGGGAGGGAUGAGCCGCAGGUCCCGGUAUAAUGGGCGGGAGGCGGCUCCGGUGAUGUCACUGUUUUCUCCAGUCAGAGGAGGCGCCGCGGCUGUCAGAGCUUCUCCGGGCAUGGAUGAGGGAGCUGCGGGCGGCGGGAGACGGGACCAGACGGUGGGUGAUUCCUCGGAGCUCGCAGUGACGGUACUAUUUGUGAGGUAUUACUUGGCUGGGGUCCAUCCUGUCUGCAGGGAUAUAGAGGCGGUAUACAGCUCUGGCGGAGGAGAAUAAUCGGUAACUCUCGCGCUGCAGUCGGAUGUGGAGUCUCCUGGAUUAUGAGCUGGAAUGUUAAUGAGGAGAUGUGGCGGUGAUGUUGGUCAGGAGGUGGCGGUGAUGUUGGUCAGGAGGUGGCGGUGACUAUGACGGGCCCUCGGCCUCCUCGUCUCUGCUCUUCAGUCAUGUUGGGGAUAUGGAGAUUUUCCUGAAGUAUUUGUGCAGCUCUGAGGAUCUGCUGGACUGAGGACCCUUCAGGAUCAGCGCAGAGCCGCAUUAAGAUGGCAUUAUCGGAUUGUUCGGUUAUCAUUGCCGCCAUUUUGCUUCCGACAUUCCUGACUCUUCACGCUCAUGCCUGCCCAGCCGAAUGCCGCUGUUAUAGUAUGACCGUAGAGUGUGGGUCCAAGGGUCUGAAGAAUAUUCCAGCCAACAUCCACUCCUCCACUCAGACUGUGUUCCUGCAGGAUAAUGCAAUAUCUCAGAUCCAGCAGCAGGACUUGUCUCCUUUAUCGGGCCUCCAGUAUUUGUAUAUCCAGAAUAACACCAUCUCUGGCCUGGAGCCCGGAGCCUUCAAAGCUCAGCAGCAUCUGGUGGAACUUGCUUUGAAUGGCAACCGCAUCCACCUGAUCAACAGCAGCAUCUUCAAAGGGCUGGAGCACCUGAGGGUCCUGUACCUGGCCGGAAACCAGAUCACCCGACUGCUGGCGUACACGUUCUCUGACCUACAGAGACUUCAAGAGCUGCAUUUGCAGGAGAACAACAUAGAGACCCUCCAGGAGCAGGCCUUCUCCGGACUAUCCUCCCUGGCCCUGCUCGACCUCAGCAAGAACAAUCUGCGGACCAUAAGUCGUGCAACGCUCCGGCCUCUGAUCAGCCUGCAGGUGCUGCGACUGACAGAAAACCCUUGGAGAUGUGACUGUGCCCUCCAUUGGCUCCGGACAUGGAUGAGAGAAGAAGGCAAACGUCUUCUAACCUCUUUUGACAAGAAACUCAUCUGUUCGGAACCGCCAAGAUUAUCCCACCAGAGUCUUCUGGAGAUCUCCAGUAACAGCCUGGUCUGUAUCCCUCCCGUAGUCCUUGUAGACCCCAUGGAGAUAACCGCUCGACUAGGGGAUGAGCUUCGUGUCUCCUGUCGAGCUACCGGAUAUCCUCAGCCGCUGGUUACUUGGAGGAAAGUCGCCCACGCUCGCACUAGUCCACCCAGAGGUAAUCUGAAGUCUGCCAACAGCAGGACCUUUGAGCUGAGUGAGAGAAGCGUUGGGGAGCAGUUUGACUCGGACACAGGAAGCGGCAUGCUCUUACUGAAUAAUAUCACCAUGUCUCACGCUGGGAAGUACGAAUGCGUGGCGUCUAAUCCCGGGGGAACAGCUAAAGUCUUGUUUCACUUGACGGUCAACCUGUCCAACCAGCAGUCUCGCUCGUACACGACUGUGGAUAUCAGCCAGGAGCCUCUGUAUGACAUGGAGAGCAUGGAGUUCACCGCACUCAGCAUGGCUACGCAGACAGCCAUCGCCAUUGGCAUCUCCUUGCUGGCCAUGACUGCCAUGCUUCUAAUUGUCAUGAUCUACAGAAAGCACCACAAGAGAAAAAAGUCCAAAAAAGAGGAGAACAUCCUGUACGUGAAUGACUAUUCCGACGGGCCGACCACCUUCGCCCAACUGGAAGAGUACAGGGAUGAAUGUGGACACGAGAUGUUUGUCAUAGACAGGAAUAAGGCCCAUUUCCCAACCUACAAGGACCCGGAAGGGCUGAGCAGCUUCACUGGUCUGACGGAGCUGACCGACGACCUACAGGACCAAGGAACUCAGACGCUGGAGGAGGAGGCAGAGCGGCAGAUCAAUGACAUUUUCAUGAACCAGGGCUUUCUGUUCCAGCAGCAGAUCGCGUAUGAAAUACACUGCUGAAGAACAAUUUGUUUCGAUGUGCUAAAGGUUGUGAUGUGUGUGUGUGGGGGGAGGGGUGGGUGAAGAAAUAACUGCUGCAAAUUUUAAUACCGCUUCUAUUUUAUACAGAACGAUAAGUCACACCGUUCCACGCGGGCCGCACAGCCUGCCCCUCCGGGAGCUUUGUUUUUUUUCCUCUUUUUUAGCUGGUAGAGACUUCAUGGCCGUCUUGGUUGGUGGAGCAGAGGUGACGCGCGACCUGUGGCAGACCUGACAGCCUUCCCGAGGAGUUCUCAAACAUAUCCUCCACCCCCCGGCUGUCACUGGUAGCAUUUUAUUAUCGCUGUCUGACACCUCCAGGAGGCAGGAGACAAGAAGCCGGGAUGUUGUAGAAGGUUCACCGUGCUCUGCGGCGUGGCUGUCAGCGCACACGUCUUCACAUGGAAGGACUUGUAAUGUCUUUCAUUAGCGAGCGGCGGGAAGAGAUGUGAGCGGGAAACGGGCCCUGACGGGGAGACAUAACGCGCGUCACAUGACAAAUCCUUCUCCUGUCACUUCAUAACAUCUCAAAUCUUCAUCCAGGUUGAGAAGAAGGUUCCGGUCCUGUAGGGAUCUGUUCACAUGUCAGAGGCGAUAGGAUGCGAAGCACAUUUCAUGGGAAAUUUCCCCCGAGGAUUUUUUGUUGCAGGUUUCCAAUGUUCAUAGUCUGGAUUAUACAAUAGUCAGCGCUGCCGAAAAGUAUUCGCCCCUUCCCUGAAUUUACUCUUUGGUUAUUUUGUCACUUAAAGGGGUACUCCGGUGAAAAACUUUUUUUUUUUUAAUCAACUGGUGCCAGAAAGUUAAACAGAUUUGUAAAUUACUC